UACCUGCAAAACCAGCAGAGACGAGAGCGAGAGGAAAACUACGUCGAACGACGAUAAACAUAAGACAUCAAAAUGUCUCGAAUGAUCGCGGUGCUAAUUGUUGCAAUUUGUUUUGUCAUUUCAACGGAAACUUCGGCAAACAGGAGAUACUCCAGAGCGGUCGUAGAAAGUUGUCGAGGCUGCUCCCUAAAUCGUCUUCCCGAUGUGAAACAGUUUAUUUUCGAGGAUUUGCCGUAUUAUGAUUCCGUCGAAUUCAAACACAAACAGGGCGCCCCUCCAGAGCUUAUACUCCACGACGAUCACGACGAAGAGAUCGAGAGGCUCCCUCUUUCUCAAUUCACCCGAGAGGAAUGCAAUAAGCUUCUUGAAUCAAAAGGUUUCGUGAGGGGCUCAACAUUGAUCAAAGAUGAAAUUUAAGAUUUUCGAGAUUGAAGAAACAUGUGUGUGCAUUCAAUCGCAUAUUAAAAGAUGUCUUGUCUUAUCU
Molecule: messenger RNA, 484 nt
Organism: Venturia canescens
Lineage: Eukaryota; Metazoa; Arthropoda; Insecta; Hymenoptera; Ichneumonidae
Product: selenoprotein M-like
Exons: 4
Coding region: 73-417 (114 amino acids)
Cellular component (GO): endoplasmic reticulum lumen
Molecular function (GO): oxidoreductase activity
Source: RefSeq, a predicted model, not a curated record